Molecule: messenger RNA, 735 nt
Organism: Triticum turgidum subsp. durum (durum wheat)
Lineage: Eukaryota; Viridiplantae; Streptophyta; Magnoliopsida; Poales; Poaceae
Source: the annotation of a GenBank genome assembly
AUGUUCGGCUACCGGAAGGCGCCGGACCUCGACCUCGAGGCGGGCGGCUCCGCGGCGCUCUACCCGGGGAUGACGGAGGACGUGGAGCUGCGCUGGGCCUUCAUCCGCAAGAUCUACGUCAUCCUCUCCGUGCAGCUCGCCAUGACCGCCGCCGUCGCGGGCUUCGUCGUCAAGGUCCCCGCCGUCUCGGAGUUCUUCGUCUCCUCCAACGCCGGCCUCGGCCUCUACAUCUUCCUCCUCGUCCUGCCCCUCAUCGUGCUGUGCCCGCUGCGUUACUACCACCAGAAGCACCCCGUCAACCUCAUCCUGCUCGGCAUCUUCACCGUCUCCAUCAGCUUCGCCGUCGGCAUGACAUGCGCCUUCACCAGCGGAAAAAUCAUCUUGGAAGCUGCAAUUCUCACAGCAGUGGUGGUGAUCAGCUUGACUGCCUACACUUUCUGGGCUGCAAAGAGAGGCCAUGACUUCAACUUCCUGGGCCCCUUCCUGUUUGGAGCUCUUAUGGUGCUGAUGGUGUUCUCACUUAUCCAGAUCUUUUUCCCACUGGGCAAGAUCUCCACCAUGAUAUAUGGGGCCGUGGCGUCGAUCAUCUUCUGUGGCUACAUCAUCUUUGACACGGACAACAUCAUCAAGCGCCACACGUACGACGAGUACAUCUGGGCUGCUGUGUCCCUCUACCUCGACAUCAUCAACCUGUUCCUGAAUCUGAUGCAAAUUCUGCGGGCAGCCGAUAGCUGA